Messenger RNA from Oncorhynchus mykiss (rainbow trout), 5646 nucleotides. RefSeq lists its product as uncharacterized. Gene Ontology annotation, molecular function: RNA polymerase II cis-regulatory region sequence-specific DNA binding; DNA-binding transcription factor activity, RNA polymerase II-specific. NCBI's taxonomy places the organism in Eukaryota, Metazoa, Chordata, Actinopteri, Salmoniformes, Salmonidae. The record is from RefSeq and is a predicted model, not a curated record. Gene Ontology annotation, biological process: regulation of DNA-templated transcription.
GUCUGUCAUAGUUGAAGUGUACCGAUGAUGAACAUUACAGGCCUCUCUCAUCUUUUUAAGUGGGAGAACUUGCACAAUUGGUGGCCGACUAAAUACUUUUUUGCCCCACUGUAUAACUGGUCUUGGCAGUGGCCUAGUUCUGCCCUGGUCUGAUAUAUAACUGGUCUUGGCAGUGGCCUAGUUCUGCCCUGGUCUGAUAUAUAACUGGUCUUGGCAGUGGCCUAGCUCUGUCCUUGUCCGAUAUAUAAUUGGUCUUGGCAGUGGCCUAGUUCUGCCCUUGGUGGACAUCCCUGUAGGCUGCAUGCCAAUUGCAGGCUCCCUCAACAUUUGAGACAUCUGUGGCAUUGUGUUGUGUGACAAAACUACACAUUUUAGAGAAGCAUUUUAUUGUCCCCAGCACAAGGUGCACCUAUGUAACGAUCAUGUUGUUUAAUUAGCUUUUUUGAUAUGCCACACCUGGAUGGAUGCUCACUAACAGGGAUGGAAACAAAUUUCUGCACAAAAUCUUAGAGGAAUAAGAAAUCGUUUUUCUUGCAUAUCAAACAUGGGACCAAUACUUUACAUGUUGCAUUCAUAUGUGUUCAGUGUAAUAAAAUUAAUAUAUUUUUAAAUGCAUCAAAUUAUUUAUGUUUUUCUUCCUAUGUGGUUGCAAUACUGUGCACAGAUGUACUGCAAUAGAGUGCUUCAAAAAUCGACCAACUUCGCUUGUCAUUGCAGGACGACUCUUAUUUUGAAAAAAAAAUAUCUGCCUUUUUUUCUGCGGCCAUUUUAUGAGCUGCUGCCAGCAGAAUGGUAACGGGAAGGAAAUGUUUUCAGUGGAACGGAUGUGAAGGCGGAGUCUAGUCUUUUCUUUCAUGACUUCAGGCAGAGCAUCACAUGUUGAAAUCUAACCAUCCGUUACCUCCUUAAUCUACAAUUAAACAGACUAGAGAUAAACAUCUCAUCUGGUUCACUUCUCCUGAACUCUGCAAACGACAAUAAACAAGUGUUUACAAUGAAUCAGGAAACACUCUCCCUCCAACCCUCCUCCCCCCUAUCCCUCCCGGAGUCCCUGGGUCGUACCUCUCCUGGUAACACCUUACUGCUGGGUCUGAAGAGGUUGUCUGUGCGGCUGGUCGACUGCAGGAAAACACCGGAGCUAAGGGACAGUCCUAACCGUCACUCUCUCAGUAGAAGGGGCUUGUCAUCUGGGGAGGCUAAACAACAUCAUGAUAAUGAGGAGGCAGAGAAAAGCCUCUCAAGAUCAGAACACCAAGAGAAACAACAGCAGAGACCCUCAAGGAAGAAAUCUCACUGCUGCUCUGACUGUGGGAAGAGGUUUACCUCUUCAGCAAACCUUAGACAACACCAGAGAAUUCAUACUGGAGAGAAACCUUAUAGCUGUGAACAAUGUGGGAAGAGAUUCAAUCAGAGAUUCAAUCUGAAGUCACACCAGAUCAUACACUCAGUAGAAAAACCUCACUGCUGCUCCCAGUGUGGAGCUAGCCUCUCCUCUGCCAGGGCACUAGAAGGACACAUGCGGAUUCACACUGGAGAGAAACCGUACCAGUGCUCAGAAUGUGGGCAGAGAUUUAAAGACUGCAGUGGUUUACGGAUACACGAGAGAAUAAAACACACCGGCGAAAAACCACACUGUUGCUCUGACUGCGGGAAGAGAUUUGCUACAUCGCAACGCUUAAAAGCUCACCGGCGGAUUCACACUGGAGAGAGACCGUUCCACUGCUCUGAGUGUGGGAAGAGUUUCAAACAAGCCUCAGCACUGUCUGAACACAAACGAAUACACACAGGAGAGAAGCCUCACCACUGUGAGCAGUGCGGGGGAAACUUUUCCUCUUCUAAGUUACUCAGAAUACAUCAGAGGAUUCACACAGGGGAGAAACCUUACCAAUGCACUGACUGUGGGAAAAGCUUCAGAUUUCUGUCUUCUUUAAGACGUCACCAGCUAAGACAUACUGGAGAAAAGCCCCACCAAUGUACUGAGUGUGGGAAGAGGUUUGCUGUUAAGAGUGGGCUCUGGUUACAUAACAUAGUGCACACUGGAGAGAAAGGAUACCAAUGCCCACAGUGUGGCAAGAAGCUAGGAUCGUCUCAUUCUCUAGAGCAGCAUAAGCGUACACACACUGGACAGAAACCCUUCCACUGCUCCCACUGUAAGUUAAGCUUUGCCACUAAUUCAGCCCUGUACAAACACCAGAUAAUUCACACAGGCGAGAAACGACACAGCUGCAAUGUUUGCCAGAGGAGAUUUGGACGGUCCGAUCACCUGAAAAGUCACAUGCAAAUUCACACAGGAGAAAAGCCAUACCACUGCUCUAAGUGCGAGCUGAGUUUCACUAACAACAGAUCUCUGAAAGAACAUGAGGUCAGACACACAGAAGAUAAACCUCACUGCUGCUCCCAGUGCGGUGCUAGUCUCUCCUCUGCCAGGGCACUGGAAGGACACAUGCGGAUUCACACUGGAGAGAAACCGUACGAGUGCUCUGAAUGUGGGCAGAAGUUUGCACAUAGAGCCAGUCUUGGGUCACACAGAAGACUACACACAGAAGAGAAACCCUAUCACUGCUCUGACUGCAAGAAGAGCUUUCAAAGACUUGGCACUUUAAAACUACACAAGUUCACACAUUCAGAGAAGAUGUACCACUGCUCUCAGUGUGAGUCGAGCUGCACAACGCCAGACGCAUUGAAGAAACACCAGCUUAUACACACUGGAGAGAAGCCUUACCACUGCUCCCACUGUGACAAGAGCUUCCUUCGGCAACAGUCUCUCAAAGGACACGAGCGUAGUCACAAGGGAGAGAAACCGUUCUCUUGCUCAGACUGCGGGAACAACUUUGCCACAAUGGCAACCUUGCGAAUUCACCAGCGAAGACACACAGGAGAGAGGCCAUACCAAUGCCCUUUCCCUGACUGUGGGAAGAGUUUUUCCCAGGCCAGCGCCUUUAAAGUCCACAAGAGAAGGCACACAGGAGAGAAGCCGCACCACUGUGAUCAGUGUGGGAUGAGUUUUGUCACGUCAGGUGACUUGCAAACUCACUCCAAAAGAAGCCAUACUGCUGCACAGCCUGUGGACUCAGUUUCUCUAGAUCUGAUUACUUAAAGAUUCACCAGAGAGUCCACACAGGAGAGAGGCCAUACAGCUGCUCAGAGUGUGACAAGAGAUACACUUUGAAGAGUCACCUUACAAGACACCAGCAGAGACACACAGGAGAGAAACCUCACUACUGCGCAGAGUGCGGCAAGAGCUUCAAGUGUUUAAUAGACCUGAGAUGCCACGUUCAGCGCAAACAUAGUGGGACACCCUACCACUGCACCCAGCUUCAGCUCCCCUCAGCAUCUGAAGUACCACCAGAUGACACACACGGGAGAGAAACCAUUCAUAUGCACCGACUGCGGGAAUUCACUCAGGCCGUGGUUUUCACACCGGAGAGAAACCUCACAGCUGUGAUCAGUGUGACAAGAGUUUCAGUAAAAGGAGCAGUCUGCAAUCACACCAGCGGACACAUACAGAAGAGAAGCCUUACAGCUGUGAUGAGUGUGGGAAGAGAUUCACCAAUUCAGGAACCCUGGUUUCGCACAAGAGAAUACACUCCUGAGAGAAAGAUUACCACACACAGGAGCGAGGCCUAAUGGCCAUGUUCAAGUGAACACACACUGAUAAUUUUUUUAUGCCUGGAUCAAAUAUGUAGUUUUGUAAAUGAUGGAACACAUUUUAUAGAAUGAGCAUCAAGGACACACAGUAACAACUGUGAAACAUGAAACACUUCUAGUUUGUCAAUUGACAAUUCCCACAACUGAAACCACACUUGAAAAUACAGAGGCUUUCACUCAGUGUUGUGGCCAACCGCUGUGCAGACACAGGUCUGAUUGAACCAAGCCCUGAGAACGGACAUAUUUCUCAACAUCACAACUUGCUGUUGGAUACAAAUGAUUAAAUUAUUAAAAAUUAUAAACAUUUGAAGAAGUAAACGGUGCAGGUGAAGUUCUAAUCGAACUCUGUAUGAUAUUUACCAUCUACUGUUCUUUCAAAAUUAACACUUGUUUCGUUUUGCUUUUGGAUUGUGGGCUCAAUUCAAUGAGAUUUGUCGUUUGCCGACACCUGCAUAGCUGGUGUUGUGACGAUGUCUGAGGUGGAACUGUACCUAUCAUGGACAUUGGCUGCAUGGAGGAGUAGGAAUCCCAUCCAGCCAUGUUUACAAACUCAAACACUGUCAUUUAGGGCUGGAUUCAAUCUGCCUUAAUCCGCCACAACCGACAACUGCAUAGUCGUUUCAUUGUUUUCAAUGUUUUUAUUCAGGUGAUGUCCGAGGUGUAACCACAUUGGAGCUGUCGAGGACAUUACCAUAAUCUCAUGCAGUCUUUUUAGAUUCAAACCUCGAUUAGCCUGAGAUAAUGCUGUAAUCUACACCUCAAAUAGCCCGAUAUAAUGCUGUAAUCUACACCUCAAAUAGCCCGAUAUAAUGCUGUAAUCUACACCUUGAUUAGCCUGAUAUAAUGCUGUAAUAUACACCUUUAUUAGCCUGAUAUAAUGCUGUAAUAUACACCUUUAUUAGCCUGAUAUAAUGCUGUAAUCUACACCUUUAUUAGCCUGAUAUAAUGCUGUAAUCUACACCUUGAUUAGCCUGAUAUAAUGCUGUAAUCUACACCUUGAUUAGCCUGAUAUAAUGCUGUAAUCUACACCUUGAUUAGCCUGAUAUAAUGCUGUAAUAUACACCUUGAUUAGCCUGAUAUAAUGCUGUAAUCCACACCUUGAUUAGCCUGAUAUGUUGUACAGUGCACAAUUACAAGAUUAUGUUCUAUACUGCUAUGGGUUUAAAGCCAACAGGUAGGCCUCUGGGCUUAAAGCCAACAGGUAGACCUUUGGGUUUAAAGCCAACAGGUAGGCCUCUGGGUUUACAGCCAACAGGUAGACCUCUGGGUUUAAAGCCAACAGGUAGGCCUCUGGGUUUAAAGCCAACAGGUAGGCCUCUGGGCCAACAGCCGAUUGGGUGUAACCUUGUGAUAAGGCUGCAUCCUGUCUUCCAGACACUGAGGGUGCAGCUACAUCCUGUCUUCCAGACACAGAGGGUGCAGCUACAUCCUGUCUUCCAGACACCGAGGGUGCAGCUACAUCCUGUCUUCCAGACACCAAGGGUGCAGCUACAUCCUGUCUUCCAGACACCGAGGGUGCAGCUACAUCCUGUCUUCCAGACACCGAGGGCGCAGCUACAUCCUGUCUUCCAGACACCGAGGGCGCAGCUACAUCCUGUCUUCCAGACACUGAGGGUGCAGCUACAUCCUGUCUUCCAGACACUGAGGGUGGAGCUACAUCCUUGUCUUCCAGACACUGAGGGUGCAGCUACAUCCUGUCUUCCAGUUGAUUGUCGGAGAACUGAAAGAUUACUUUUGUAUAGCAACAGCAAUAUGACCUGGAGACAGAAACUCCACCUAUUCUGAGCUAAUCUUGUUGUUCCUGCUUGAGUGCACAAUAUACCCUUUUAUGCUUUCACACUUCUGCUGACUGCUAUGUAGACAAAGAGCUUUUUAUUGAACCUGAGACCCAACUCUGUUCAGGGGCUCUUAUCUCCUCACCACUGAGUGAUUGUUAACCCCUCCAGAAUUGUAAUUCUUAUAAUAAACUUUGUUUUAAGAAUCUGCAGCAGCCUCUUC